GGAAAACGCGAGAUUUGUAAUGUAGGAAAUUUUCUAGAAAUAUCACUUGAUUUCUCUUCUUUGCCUAUUGCUAACUCGCCUGAGUUAGCUGACACUUCUUAAAGAGAUGUCUUUGCGACCAAAGCGAGUAGACUUUGAUGCCACUUGGGCUGGACUGUUAGACACUGUUCAAGGUGUAAUAACAUGUGGCUCCGUAAAGAGAACUGUUUGGAUAGACAGAUAUUCUGAUGUGUAUGCAUUAUGUGUGGCCUACCCUGAACCUUUGGGAGAUAAACUCUACACUGAAACCAAGAACUUUCUGGAUGCUUAUGUGAAGGAUCUUCACAAGAAAGUCGGAAUAAGUGAUGAAAACUUGUUGGCUGCAUACCACAAACAUUGGGUUGACUUCAGCCAGGGCUCAACCUAUCUGAAUCAGCUGUAUGGGUACCUGAAUACCCAGUUCAUAAAGAAACAGAAGUGUACAGAGGCAGAUAUAAACUAUGGAGGUUUUGGUAUUGAAAUGUCAGAACACAUGCUGGAGAUUGGGGAGCUUGCUCUUGACACAUGGAAAAGAUUGAUGCUUAAGCCACUGAGACAGAAGCUUCUACAUCUAGUUUUAGCAGAGAUAAAACAUGACCGAACGGGACAAAGUGUGAACCAAUCAGUUCUCCAUGGAGUGAUCAACUCAUUUGUUGAAGUUGAACAAUACAAGAAAAAGUGUCCAUUGCAGUUAUAUGAAGAUAUGUUUGAGACUGCAUUCCUCGCGGAAACUGGGGAUUAUUACAAGCAAGAAGCCAGCAAAUUAUUGAACCUUCAUAACUGCUGUGAAUAUAUGGAAAAAGUCAUCCAUAGACUAGAUGAUGAGAACCUACGCAGUAGAAAGUUCUUACACGCAAGUUCAUAUCGGAAAGUAACUCAGGAGUGUGAACAGAGAAUGAUUGCUGAUCACCUUGAAUUCUUACAUAGUGAAUGCAAAUCAAUGGUGAAACAGGAACAGAAGAAAGAUUUGAGUAACAUGUAUCGCCUCUUGUGUCCUAUAAGUGGUGGACUAGGAGUCCUUAUACAAGAGGUGGAGUCCCACAUUAAACAUGUCUGCCUACAAGCUGUAUCAAAUCUAAAAGGAGAUAAUAUCCCUGCUCAAUUUGUUGAGAACAUCCUUAAAGUCCACACAGAUUACACAGAACUUGUCUCCAGUGUGUUCAAUGCUGACCAGCAAUUCACAGGAGCCCUUGAUAAGGCCUGUUCUGCUGCAAUAAACUACAGAGCAAGUACCAAAUCUCCAUGUAAAUCUCCUGAAAUGCUUGCCAAAUAUUGUGACACACUACUCAAGAAAAGUGCUAAGGGGAUGUCCGAGUCGGAAAUCGAUGAUAAACUAAAUGCUUCAGUAACAGUCUUUAAAUACUUGGAUGAUAAGGAUAUAUACCAGAGGUUCUAUGCGAGGAUGUUGGCUAGAAGACUUAUAUAUGGCCAGUCAGUCUCUAUGGAUGCUGAAGAAGCUGUUAUUAACAGACUCAAGCAAGCCUGUGGGUAUGAGUUCACUAACAAGUUACACAGAAUGUUCACAGAUAUGACAAUUAGUGGUGACUUGCAAAAUAAAUUCCACGACUUUAUCAAACAGGAUGAAAUAGAUCUAAAGACCAAUGUAUCAAUAUUGGUGUUACAGGCUGGUGCUUGGCCUAUUGGGCACAGUAAUCUACCAACAUUUGCUAUCCCUCAGGAACUGGAAAAAAGUGUUCGAAUGUUUGAACUAUUUUACAACAAAAAUUUCAAUGGCAGAAAAUUAACAUGGAUGCACAGUUUCUGCAAUGUUGACCUGAAAUUCAACUACCUAAAAAAGCCUUAUUUUGUGACCAUGGGAACAUUUCACAUGGCAAUCUUACUACCCUUCAAUGGGGCCACUUCUCAGUCAUUUAGGGACAUCUUAGAGUCCACCCAGCUACCGGAAAAAGAGCUUCAAAAGCAAGUGCAAGGAUUGGUAGAUGUCAAAAUUCUUACCAAAGAUAGUGCAGUAAUAGGACCAGACACUGUGUUCAGUCUGAAUAAAACAUACACAAACAAGAGAACUAAGUUCAAGAUUACAGCAGCGUCUCAGAAGGAAAGUCCCCAGGAGAUGGAACAGACGCACAAUGCUGCAGAGGAAGAUAGAAAAAUGUAUAUACAAGCUGCUAUAGUUCGCAUUAUGAAAUCCAGAAAAAUAUUGAAACACAACAUGCUCAUACAAGAGGUGAUAAGUCAGUCAAAAGCCAGAUUUGCACCGAACAUCAGUAUGAUUAAGAAAUGUAUAGAGGCUCUUAUAGACAAACAGUACAUUGAAAGAACUAAAGAAGCAGAUGAAUAUAGUUAUGUAGCUUAGAAUAUAUAAGUAGUCAGCCAUGUUGGCUACCUCCUUAUGGAAGAGCUCCUGUCCACCUCCACAAUGAAGAGCUCGGAGUUAGUUACAUCCAAGAGGAAUUAUCCCAGAAUGUAUCUCUGCGCUUCAUAAGAAAAAUGAUCCAAACACAGUGGACAUUAAUUAGAAUGCUGAGCAGUUAAUUAUGGGACAUAUGUACUCUGAGUCGAUGCAGCAUUGUGGUUUAUAAGGAUUCGGUACAUCUGAAUGUAGAUCUAACCUCGAUUAGAUGUAUGUGGCUGAUUUGCAGUUUGAUUCUAUCAAAUCUAGGAAAAAUAGUUCUGUCAGUGAAUGAAGCUAGCCAAGUCCAAGCAUAUGGUGGGAAUUAAGUAAUCUUAUUUCCUAAUUAAUUCUCAUCUAAUUUUUAAAAUUCACACAUUAUGUCAUACUGACCUUCAAAGAUAUUUAGUAUUUUAUUCAAUUCGGUGAAAAACAUUUUUGAUAUUUCUACUUGUCU
Owenia fusiformis is the source of this 2825-nucleotide messenger RNA. The record is from the annotation of a GenBank genome assembly. NCBI's taxonomy places the organism in Eukaryota, Metazoa, Annelida, Polychaeta, Sabellida, Oweniidae.